AACCUGAAAUUGGAGAACCCGCCGGCUCUGUUCUGAUUCUCAAAACUUGAUUUUGCUCCUUCAGGGAGCACAAGCUGGGGUGUUCGGGUGAAAUCCGGUGAUGCUCUAAUUUACUCUAAUCAGUUUUUUCAGAAAAUUUACUUCUGAAAUUUUCUGCUUCCAAACGCGCCUUCAUCUCUUGCUCGACCGCCCGUUUUAACAGAAAUGGCUACAGCCAUGGCGGCUAUACGCCCACCAAAAGUAACCGCCGGGCACAGCCCAUCAUCACCUCUCAAUGAGUUAACCUCCAGUUUUAGCCUCGGGUCGCCAUUAAAGGGCAUCUCUUUACAGAUGCAACCGAGGAGAGGCAGAGGGAGACAUGCUGUUAGCUUGGAAGUAACCUCCGCCGCUUCCGGAAAAUCGGCGUCCAAGAGCGGCGGCGGCGGCCGUGGGAGGCUCUAUGUCAAUUUUACUGGAUUCCCCUUCCCUCUCGGCCCUUUCCUCAACCGCCGCACCAUCCGGACUGUGGCUGUAAAAGACUGUAUGUGGUUAUUUGAACAAGAACAAGCACUCGGGUUCAGCAGUGUCUCAACAAACAUCAGAAUGACUGUAAUCAAACUUAAAUCGGGCGGGUUAUGGAUUCAUGCAAUAAUUGCGCCAACCAAGGAGUGUAUCCAGCUUGUGAAAGAGUUGGGGUAUCCCGUGGAAUACAUUGUGUUGCCUACAUUUGCAUAUGAACACAAAAUAUUCGUUGGCCCAUUCUCGAGAAAGUUUCCACAGGCUCAAGUAUGAGUAGCACCAAGGCAAUGGAGUUUGCCUUUAAAUCUGCCACUCGAGUUUUUUGGGAUAUUUGGCGCCAAGACCUUAAAAGAUGGAGAUCUUUCAACUCCGUGGGCUGAUGAGAUCGAACAGAAAGUUCUUAGUUCUCCAGAAGUUGGUAUUGGACCAUAUGUCGAGGUGGCGUUCUAUCAUAAGCGUUCAAGAACAUUAUUAGUGACAGAUGCUGUAAUAUUUGUUCCUAGGACUCCUCCUGAAUGUAUAAGCAAGGAGUCUCUGCUUGCAUCUGCAAAGAAUGGUUUGGCUGUCAAAAUCCUUAGUAAAGGGAAACAAGUGCCAGAAGAGCCCGUUGUUGACAACAAGAUGAAUCGCCAGAAAGGAUGGGAAAGGAUGGUUCUUCAGAUUCUGUUUCUAGGACCGUCGAAUCUUCUAGAGCCUAAUGCAAGUUUUGGUCAGGUGUCACAGAAACUUAUUGUUUCACCCAUCAUUAAGACAUUGGUAUUCAGCAAAGUUCCGGAAAAGGUUAAAGAUUGGGUCGAUGGCAUUGUGCGGGACUGGAAGUUCAAGAGAAUAAUCC
Messenger RNA from Cuscuta europaea, 1333 nucleotides. The record is from the annotation of a GenBank genome assembly. NCBI's taxonomy places the organism in Eukaryota, Viridiplantae, Streptophyta, Magnoliopsida, Solanales, Convolvulaceae.